This is a messenger RNA of Microtus ochrogaster (prairie vole), 2625 nucleotides long. It is a transcript of the gene Rnf125, whose product is annotated as ring finger protein 125. NCBI's taxonomy places the organism in Eukaryota, Metazoa, Chordata, Mammalia, Rodentia, Cricetidae. Gene Ontology annotation, cellular component: VCP-NPL4-UFD1 AAA ATPase complex. The record is from RefSeq and is a predicted model, not a curated record. The transcript is spliced from 6 exons. Gene Ontology annotation, biological process: ubiquitin-dependent protein catabolic process; protein polyubiquitination. Gene Ontology annotation, molecular function: ubiquitin protein ligase activity. Bases 1041 to 1739 code for a protein of 232 amino acids.
UCUCAAAAACAAAUGGAAAACAUAAAGACUGGAAGAAACUGGAUGAAGACCAGAAAUUUUAAUACAUUACAUAUUUUGUAGUAUUAUCUAUAGUCCACAGCAUACUGUCUAUUUGUCCAUGCAAUUGCAUUUAAUAUAUAACUCUCCGACCUAUGCUUCACUCCCUUCUCAGCCUCCCAGGCACUGUUACUACAGGCGUGACCACCACAGGCAGGUAUUAGCUUUAGUUUAUCCUUCACUUUUUCAUUUACAUCAGUACUGGGGACCAAACCCAGACCUCAUCCAGCGUGGACAAGCACACCACCACUAAACUACAUCUAAAACGAUGGUGUUUUCUUGAGAUGGACUCAUUCCAUAGCCCCGAAUGCUCUGGAAUUCACUGUAUAGCCCAGUGCUGCCCUGAAACUUUGGACAAUCCUCUUUCCUGAGUGUCCUACUUGCUGAAAUUUAAGGCAUAAACCACGAUGUCUGUCUGGCUUUUUUGUGUUUUUGAAACACAGCCGUGUUCAAAUGCAGCCCAGGCUGGCCUAGAACUCACAGCUGCCAGACUGUUGGCUUUGUAUUUGUUAAGUCACCAAGUGGCACUCUGGAUCAGGGAACUUUCCACUGCCCCGGGCUAUCAUCUCACCCUGAUUGAAGUAUUGAGUCAAUCACCGAAAUGGUCAUAGGUCGGCUCUGAGGCUUAUUAAGAUACCAACUUGGAGGCCAGAUAGAGUCAUCCCGUCUCCAGUGGGUGUUCUCAAACUGUACUUUGCAGAACUCUUAGUGCGGUCGCCGGGUGGAAGGUUCAGGUUUCACUCUCCAGGGACCUCGAGCCUCUGCAGCGCCUGGUCGCUCGCGGAAGAGCGUUUGCAAGCGGCAGCCGCGCGCUCCGCUUGCGCUCCACUGAGAGGCCCCGCGACGCUGCUGGCCGAGCCAGGAGGCGGCGAUCCCGGCUGGGCCGGGACUUCCUUCCUCUCGGGAGGGACAACUGACCCCCCCCCCGCCCCGCCCGCAGCCCGCACCGAGCUCCUGGCAGCCUGCGGUGCUAGCGCGCAGCGAUGGGCUCCCUGCUGAGCAGCGACGGCUCCAAGUCCGCGCCCGCCUCCGCCGCCCAGCGGUCCCUGGAGCGCAGCCGGGACCCCGAGCUGCCCAUCACCUCCUUCGACUGCUCAGUGUGCCUGGAGGUGCUACAUCAGCCGGUCCGGACCCGCUGCGGCCACGUGUUCUGCCGAUCCUGUAUUGCGACCAGUAUUAAAAAUCAUAAAUGGACAUGUCCAUACUGCCGAGCAUACCUUCCUUCGGAGGGAGUGCCAGCAACUGACAUAGCCAAGAGAAUGAAGUCAGAAUACCAGAACUGUGCUGAGUGCGGGACUCUGGUUUGCCUCAGUGACAUGAGGACGCACAUAAGGACUUGUGAGAAGUACAUUGACAGAUAUGGACCACUGCAAGAACUUGGAGAGACAACAACAAGAUGUGUCUGUCCAUUUUGUCAGAAGGAAUUGGAAGAAGACUGCUUGCUGGAUCAUUGUAUUACCUAUCACAGAUCAGAGAGGAGGCCUGUGUUCUGCCCACUUUGCCAUUUGCUACCUAAUGAGAGCCCAAGUACCUUCAAUGGCAGUUUAAUCAGACAUCUGCAAGUCAGCCACACUUUGUUUUAUGAUGAUUUCAUAGAUUUUGAUAUAAUCGAGGAAGCCCUUAUCCGAAGAGUGUUAGACCGCUCACUUCUUGAAUAUGUGAAUCACUCAAACACCACCUAAGUUUAUAAAUAGCGAAGGACCAUUCCCUUGUACCAUUUAAGAUGCUGCUUGAAGGACUGGGGGAAACUGUCAAUGUUUCAUGGAGAAAAAUGUACUACAGUGUUACACACUUGUUUUUGUUAUGUUGCUUUCAUUCUGGUCUAGAUCUGCCUUUACAUUCUUGAGUUUCUUAGACAUUUAACCACAGACAAUCGGCUCCACAAGCUAUCGGCAAAUGGAAGAGACACAGGCUGAGUAUGUGUGCAGGAGCUCCGUGUGCACAUUGGUGAUGCUGGGCAGAAUGCUACGUGUUCAUGACUGUCAUCAUGGUUAGGCAAGAUGACCAACCUCUGUUCGACACAAGAAGAUGGAAAAAGGAACAAAAUGUGGACAUUAAAGGAAACCUGAAAUUUAUUGAAAUCCUUAUGCUUAAUCUCUAAUAAAGGAAUGUGGACAAUCUUACGUGAAAGGAGGAGGGAAAAGAAUUUGAAGUCAACAAAAUCCAUUUUAACCAAAUUACAGUACAUAAUACUAUAACAGGAAGGUAUGGUGAUGCAUGCCUACAGUCCAAGUAUUUGGGAGGAGGAAGAAUCAGAAGUGCAAGGCCAGUCUUGGCUAAUGAGACCAUAAAAAAAAACAUUAAAAAAUUGAAAAAAGAAAAAAUCUAUGUGAACUUAACUAUUGAAAUACUAUAUAUGCACAUAUAAAAAUUUGAUAAAAUAUUUUUCAAAUAUUUGUAGCUUAUUAUUUAGAAGUAUUUUAUAAUGUAGGUGAUUUCUUAAGACCUAUCUGUUGAUAUCUGUGGUUGAAGUUUUCACAUUGGUAAUUUGCAUGGAAUUCCAAGGCUUUGUUUUUAAUUUUAACAUCUUAAAAGGUGUAAAAUAAAGCACACAUACUGAAAACCAGA